Owenia fusiformis is the source of this 2361-nucleotide messenger RNA. Lineage: Eukaryota; Metazoa; Annelida; Polychaeta; Sabellida; Oweniidae. The record is from the annotation of a GenBank genome assembly.
AAUUACAAAAAGUAGUGGCUGUGUUGUUUGGUCAAAAGUUGACCACACAAAAUUUUCUAGAUUUUGUCAAAUUUUGUUCAAAAAGUACUACUUACAGGCGAAAAAUAGCUUAAAAACAACUGCAAUUGAAUACAUGGUUCUCAAACUAUACGUAAGACAAAACAUCGUGACGGAGUGAACUAUGGCGAAAUUAGUAGCGGUUUGCCGCUCGGAUGACUAUCCGUUUGAACGAAGGCAACUUCCAUUGGAGGUCGACGAGAAUCUGAAGAUGGUUGUCCAAUUCAAUGACACAUGUCUGGGCUGUGAACACAUGGGCCUCAAAGAGAAAGAACUCGAGGACUUUGUACAAAAGUUUAGUAUUUUGAAUAAGGAUGAAACGGCUGUUGCUUUAAUGGUACCUAAACGAGAUAUAUUUGCCCUGCUUUCCCAGACAGUACCAUGUGUUGGCUGUAGAAGGAGUGUUGAGCGUUUGUUCCAACAGUUGGUAGAGACGGACCAUCCUGCUUUGGAACCAUUGUGUGUCUGCCCCGGUUCUUCCCUCUCAAUUAAACGCAAUUACCUGUUUGACCCCAAAGCAAUAUACGCUCUUUUCUAUAUACAUGGGUCCAAGUUAUUAAACGUGAUGGAAUCCAUACCAAAGAGCAAGAAAAAUAAACGCUGUGUCCUACAUUCCCUUGAUACACACAAGGCAAAGUCUAUAGGUUGCUGGAAGGAUGUGUGGCAGGUGAUGUCUACCGAAUGCCGGGAAGAAGUUGUGCUCAUUGAUGCAGAAAGUCUUAUGGACACAUUAGAUAACUAUUUAAGAAAGCACAGGUUUUGCUCAGAGUGUAAAGCUAAAGUAGUGGUGGCUUACAAGAUAUUAGUUGGAGAGGUAGACUGCACCCAAGAGAAGGCAUACUGCCCUAUGCUCUAUGAUGGUCUAAGAUGCUGUCACCAGGAGAAGCACGUCCAUGUGUCAUGUGAGACAGACUUUAUCGCACGUUUGAUCGUCAGAGCAGAACCAGAACUUGUUGGAAACAAUCGUCGAGAGCGUCACGCCAAGACUAUAGAUGUCGCACAGGAAGAAGUAUUAACAUGUCUGGGGAUACACUUGUAUGAGAGGCUGCACAAAAUAUGGCAGAAGUUGAGAGCUGAAGAACAGACAUGGCAGAUUCUUUUCUACAUGGGGAUUGAUUCAUUGAAGAAAAGCUUUGAGAUGGAGCUUGAGAAGAAACAGGGGGUUUCUAACUUGGAGUUAAUGUGCGAAGAGCUGCUGCUGGAAGAACGUGCCAAGGAACAAAAACGCGAACAGAAACGUCAGAAGAAGAAGAAAAAGAAACAAAAAAGUGCAAAACCCGACAUUGAUAAUGAAAAGGAAAACUGUAAGUGUGAUGAAAAUACCAAUACCACUGCUACAAUCUGUGCCUCCUGUGAUGACCACUCCUCCAAGGCUAGUAACCUGCCACUCAGCUGUCAAGACUGUGAUGGCCAAAGACAACCUGUCAUAAAAGGGGGUGGGGCUGAGAAAAAAGGAGGAGCUAAAGGCGGGUCCAGUUGCCAAUUGCUUAGCGAAACCAGUUGUCGGAAUGGAAACCAGAACCAGAAUGGUUACCAUAGUAUUGUAGCUGAUAGUUGUCAUGGCAAUAGUGAUAGCAGUCGUAGUGAUAGCAGUUGCCGUAGUGACAGUAGUUGCCUCGGUGAUCAGGGGUACUCAUCAUGGUUGGAAGGCUGUGAAAGUUGUAGUAUACCAAGUUCUGCUGAAGGAUCAGAAAUCGCCAGUCAAGAUGGUGAUUCUAGUCCAUGUUGUAUAAGGCACAUGCAUGGGGAACUACCUGAAGUUUGCCAUGACUGUACUACAUUGGAGAGCGGCGUCAAGAAAUCACCUCGGAAGAAUGGCUUUGUCAGAAAGUGUGAGCAGAGAGAUGUUGGAUCAAUGAAGAAUGGAGCUUUAAGUAAUGGGAGCAUAAACCAAAGAUACGGAGGUCUUACAUUGACUCUUGAGGACAUGCUGGAGGAGCCGUGUUCAUCGGGUGAUGAGGAAAACAACUUCAUCACUGAGGAAGAAAUUCAGCAAUUUAAGGCUAAGCAGUCUCUAAUGGAUACCCAGAGACAACAACUUCGUAAAACUCUCCGCCAGAGGUUCCAAGAUCAUAUGUGCUCUUUGCGUACAAAGGGGGUCUGUGCUUGUGAACAGACAGGCUUCAAUGAAUAAUAUUGUCUCAUGGAAACAGCUUGAGACACCUGUGGUUAUUUUGGGAAUUAUUUCUUUGAGAAAAUAUAUUAUGAGACACCAUUGAUAAUAUAAGUUGUGUGCUCAAACAGAAUGCUGAGUUGACUAAAAAUGUCUGCUAGUCAUAUUUUUCACUGCUUUUUCAUCCAGAA